AUGGAUGCCAUGGAGAGUUGGACCCCAGCGGGUCGCCUCCAUCGCCCUCCGCGCCCCACAGGCGCAACGCCCGCCACAACGAUUCUCCGCGGCCUGCGCGGGCAGGGGACACGCUGGUCAGCGGCAGCGGCCUCUCUCUUCGCCGCCUCACGUGUCUUCCAUGGCCACUCAAGGCCAAGAGCACGCCACACGCUCUGUAGCGCCCUGGACACAGAGUGGCCCGCAGGGGCUUCCCCCGAGCAAGCUGAGACGUGCGGCUGCGGCGCUUCGAGCGUUGGCGGCUGCGAUCCGGAUCGGCCGAAGGUGAACCAGGAUGCCUGCUACGUGGAGGAGCUGCCAGACGGGCGGCUGCAGGCAGCGGUGUUCGACGGCCAUGGGAAGAAGGGACACGUGGUGUCUGGCGCACUGAAGGCGCUCCUCCCGUCCCUGGUGGCAGAGCGCAUGGCAUCGGAGGGCAGCGGCGCGUCCUCCGCGCUCGCACAAGCCUUCGAAGCCAGCGACGGCGCGCUGCGUGGUGGAGGCGCCUACCGUAGGCGAGCCAUGUUUGAGGAAAGUCAGCCCCAGGAGCUGCAAGCGAGAUUUCUGACAGAGCCGAAGAAAGGCGCUGAAAAGGAGGCUGCGGAACAGGAGCCCAUCUACUCGGACAGACUGUGGACCGCAUUGCGAACAGGGUCGUUCGACGAGAUGCUCAGGCCGAAUGAGGCCGAAUGA
Symbiodinium natans is the source of this 711-nucleotide messenger RNA. The record is from the annotation of a GenBank genome assembly. Lineage: Eukaryota; Dinophyceae; Suessiales; Symbiodiniaceae.